GGGUCCGUACAUCUUGUUGAGUCAAGGGAUUUCCGUAUUGUGGUCAACAUAACAGCUCCAUCUUUGCAACGGACAUAUGAUGUUGACGCUAAUUUGUAUGGACACAAUGGAAAGGUCGUUUUGGAAAUUAAGGAGAGCACAGCAUCAUCAAGUGUCAUCAGUCUCACCUGGCUCUUUGUCUGUAUCUCUAUAGCAACAGUUUUUGUGGGGAUUAUCACAGCUUGGCAUGCCAACAAGUGGUACAAACAGGAGAAACAGAAGAUUGAUAUCUCCGACCAUAAAAGCUUUGCUAGCUCAUCACAGCGAGGGGUUAUCUACAGACCUGGCAACAGUUUUCAGAUGGUUGCUCUUGGCCCUGGCGGAGGUGACAACUUCCUCAGAGGGGAUGAUGCAGAACACAUGAGGAAUCUGAGAUGUGAUGAAGAGCUGAGGCAGGUCCAGGAGAUGCCAGAGGAAGAGGAGGCUGAAGCUUUAGAAAUG
This is a messenger RNA of Candidula unifasciata, 480 nucleotides long. The record is from the annotation of a GenBank genome assembly. NCBI's taxonomy places the organism in Eukaryota, Metazoa, Mollusca, Gastropoda, Stylommatophora, Geomitridae.